Molecule: messenger RNA, 5428 nt
Organism: Nicotiana tabacum (common tobacco)
Lineage: Eukaryota; Viridiplantae; Streptophyta; Magnoliopsida; Solanales; Solanaceae
Product: putative late blight resistance protein homolog R1A-3
Biological process (GO): defense response to other organism
Molecular function (GO): ADP binding
Source: RefSeq, a predicted model, not a curated record
UCAAUUGACACUGCUUGACUAUAUUUCCAAUAUGAGUCUAGGAAUGAAUAUCUCGUCAGUAGCUUAAAUCGGGAAGCAGUAUGAAUUAGAGGAAAUGCACAAUCUGAGUAGAUGUAAUUUGUUUUAUUUGGCUCUAUUUCCAAGUUACUAUAUCAGGCUUGAUAAAUCUUACCUUAUCAGAAAAAAAAAAUAUCAGGCUUGAUGUGGAGAACAAGUUCUAGGUCAACAUAAGCUAAUGCUUUACGAUGUCAGUACUUGUCAGAACAUAAACUCGAAUAGCCAACCAGCGCAAUAUUCUUGUUUUUUCCUCAGAAACUAGGUGGAGAAUCUGCCUUAUAUCACUGCUGCAAUAACAGCUGUUUUGACCAAGAUAAUGUAUCUGCUGUUUUUUAAAGCUGCUUCAUUGUUGCUGGAAAGGAUAAAUGCUAUUUGAGAAAAUUGACAAGAUGAGAAACCUAAAAAGGAAGUUACCCCCGAUAUUUGGCCGAGUUCAAGACUGGUGCUGAACAUAAUUUGGAGGUUUCUGAGAGCUCUCACUGCCUACAAAGCUGCUCAGACAUCAGAUCUCGAGAACUUUAGAGGAAGGGAAGGAAAAGUUACUUAGCGAGAAUUACAUACAUGGAAAAAGGAAAAGAAAAUGAAGGAGAAAGAGAGAAAGGGGAAGCAAACAACUCAUUGAUGACAUCUGCUGUAUUUCACAAGGACAUUGACAAUCUGUUGGAUUUUAUAGAGAGGCUAAAGAAUCGACGAGAUCAAAUUGCUCUUGACAUAGAUGAAAAUGAAAAUCUGACAAUGCUGCUGAAGUUUAUGUCAUCAUUUUUUCAGCUUUUUUAUUUCAUUCCCGGUGGUUUGGAUGCCGAAAAAUCUUGCAUGUUAUAUGAGUUUCAUGGUCUGGUUCAGUCACUUUUUCAUCAGAAUGGAGAUGACAUGCUGCGUAAAUUGACGGAUGAUGUCCCUACUUGCCUCCUGGAAAAUAUGGUAAGUUGUCUCAGCUCAUAUCAUAAUUCUGAACCAAGUGCCACUAUGACUGAGGAUCAGUUGGUCGUAUCUAUGACUGAGGAUCAGUUGGUCGUACUUUUGGACGCCCUCCUCGUGUAUCUCCAUGAUCAAUCCAAGUUGUUUGCUAAGUUGAUUUGCCCAUUAAAGACUGAAUAUGAGGUUCUUCAGAAUGUAUGUGGUAAUUUAAGAGAUUUCCAUGGGCUAAAAGUAAAUAAUUACAUUGAGUAUGAGACAAUUGAAUAUGUCUUGUCUCAGUUUCAACUUAUGGCUGAGAGAGUAAAACACUUCUGUUUUGCCUUUUUGGCUUAUCAUUUUAAAAUGAUAGCUGACGUCCCUCAAGUCAAGCUAGCUCAUCUGCUUCUGGAGAUUGUUCCUGUUCAACUGGAGGUUAUGCACAUAUGUUGUACAAAUUUGAAAGCUUCAAAAUCAGCAGAAGUUGGACACUUCAAGAAGCAGCUCUUAGAAGCCUCUCCCGACAUUCUUAGAGAAUAUCUGAUUCAUCUACAAGAGCAUAGGGUAAAUGUUAUUACUCUUAGCACUUCAGCUCAAAACAUUUAUGUCAUGAUAGAGUUUCUAUUGAUUAUUCUCACAGAUUUGCCCAAAGACAUUAUUCAUCACGACAAACUGUUUGUAUUCUUGUCACGUGUUGCAACUCUUACUAGGGAGGUAUCCAUUCUGGUUCGCAACACAGAAGAGAACUCAAGGAAUGAAGAGAAUACGAAUGAAACAAGUUAUACAAGUCUAGAUUUACGGGGAAAUAUUGAAUUCCUGAAGGAAGAUCUCAAAUAUGUUUUCUUGAAAGCCCCUGUAGACUCACAACAACUUUGCUUCCCCAAUAGUGAUGGAUCACUCUUCAUGAAUCUUCUACUCAUAAACUUAAAUGGUUUGCUCAAUUCCAAUGCUUAUGCAAUUGCUUUGAUUAAGGAAGAAAUUGGGUUGAUGAAAGAAUACCUACAGUUCAUAAGAUUGUUCUUUGGGAAUGUUGAGCAAGAAUUGAAUAGGGAUCUUUGGACUCGUGUUCUAGAUGUGGCAUAUGAGGCAGAACAUGUCAUCAAUUCAAUUCUUGUCAGAGAUCAUGGUCUCUUGCACCUUAUUUUCUUACUACCUGAUACCGUUGAAAAGAUCAAGCUUAUCAAGAAAGAGGUACAGGAAAACAUGAGUCUUAUUGUUGUAAACUCUCCCAAUAAACAAGUUGAAAGAAAGCCAUCAAAAAAGCAAGUUGGGCAAAUAAUUGUAGGCUUUGAGGAGGAGAAAAACCUGUUAAUUUCACAGCUUACCAAUCGACUAGCAGAGCUAGAUGUUAUUUCGAUCAUUGGCAUGCCUGGUGCAGGUAAAACUACUCUUGCGUACAAAGUAUUCAAUGAUAAGUCAGUUACUAGUCAUUUUGAUAUUCGUGCAUGGUGUACAGUCGACCAAGAGUAUGACAGCAAAAAGGUGUUGCAUAAAUUUUUUAAUCAAGUCACUGGUUUAGAUGCGGAAUUUACCGAGGAUUUUGAUGUUUAUGAUGAGCUUCGAAAAACGCUGCAUAGUAGGAGAUACCUUAUUGUUUUGGAUGACUUGUGGGAUACUAAAGCAUGGGAUGAGCUAACAAUGCCUUUUCAUGAUUUUCAGAAAGGAAGUAGAAUUAUUUUAACAAGUCGAGAAAAGAAAGUGGCUUUGCAUGGAAAACGUCAUAGUGAUCCUCUUAACCUUCGAUUGCUAAGACAAGAAGAAAGUUGGGAGUUAUUAGAGAAAAAGGUAUUCGGAGAAGAAAGCUGCCCUGAUGAACUAAGGGAUGUUGGAGAAGAAAUAGCCCUAAAGUGUGAUGGUCUUCCUUUGGCACUUGAUCUGAUUGGUGGAAUCAUUGCGAAGAUGGAAAAGAAAGAGGAUUUGUGGCUGGAAGUUUUAAAUAAUUUGAAAUCCUUUAAGAAUGAAGGGGAGGUGAUGGAGGUUAUAGAGUUAAGUUAUGACCAUUUAUUGGAUCACCUAAAGCCAUGCUUGCUCUACCUCGCAAGCUACCCAAAGGACACAAAUAUUCAAAUCUCUCAAUUGAAUGACUUAUGGAGUGCCGAAGGGUUUGCGGAACAAAAUGACAUAAAGAGUGUGGAAGAAGUAUCUGAGUCUUAUGUUGAUGAGUUAAUUUCUAGUAGCUUGGUAAUACUUUUCAAUGAGAGAGGUAUCAGUGACCGGAGUAUCAAAAUUCAUGAUCUCGUGCAUGAUUUUUGUUCGAGAAAAGCUGAAAAGAAAAAUUUGCUAGGCUUUGUAAGAUCAAGGGAUCCAUCCUCUUUUUCAGAUCUGAUGCCACGGGGAAUGAUCAUUCAUUAUGAUCAUUCAGAAGAAAGUUUUGUCCUGUUCAGCCCAGAAAAGAAAAAUCCUUAUGUUAAACACCUCCUCUCUUUGAAGGUAGACAUGGAUGAAUAUGGGAUGCCCAACAAGCUUCCCGAAAACUGUCACCUAAGACACUUGAGGCUUCUUACACGGUUGGAGCUGCUCCACAUAACUUUGACAGAUUCUACGCUGAAUGAAAUAGGCAUGCUUGUUCAUUUGAGGUGCUUAAACAUUCGAACAGAGGCAAGAGCUUUCCCUCCAUCAUUUGCAAACCUCUUGAAUCUGGAAACUCUGGUGGUGGAUAAUGGUCGAUCAUUAAUGGUAAUAUCACCUAGUAUUUGGAGUCUUCCAAAGCUACGACAUGUGAGCAUGAAUAAAUUUUUUCUCUUUGAACCGACCAUCGACAAACCAACAGUGUUAGAAGAAGAGUUGAAGUUAGAGAAUUUGAGAAUAUUACAUAAGCCCGCCAUUUUCUGUUUGGAAGACAGAAAGGAGAUAUUCAAAAGGUUUCCCAAUCUUCGAAACCUUAAAUUCAGCAUUACCAUACCAAGGAAUUUCAGAUCAGAUGCAAUAGACGAGGAAAUUUGUUUUCCAAGAUUGGAUGUCCUUAAUGAACUUGAAGAAGUUUCUGCAUAUUUUAGCGUCAAGUGGCACAAUGCACAUCAGUGGGAUUUUCACUUUCCUUUGAGCUUGAAAAAAUUGGAGCUAAGACGGUUUGAUCUGACAUCCGAUUCGCUAUCAAGAAUUGCGAGAUUACCCAACCUUCAAAAACUGUGUUUACACAGCUUAACCAUCCAGGGUAAAGAAUGGAACGCUGAGGAAGUCACCUUCCACAGUCUCAAAUCGCUAAAGUUGGCAUGGGUGUCUUUUUCUGAAUGGCAGGUUGGGGAGGAAUCGUUUCCUGUGCUGGAAGAACUACAAUUACGACACUGUACUGAGCUUACAGAGAUCCCAGACAGUUUUGGGGAUAUUCCUUCAUUGAAGUCCAUCGCACUGGAUAGCAACCCUCAACUCGAAGAUUCAGCCCUAAGGAUUAAGGAAUAUGUUUCAGAAAUGACGGGAAAAGACAAGCUUGAGUUAAAGUAGUCCUUAUAUGCACAAAUCUCUAGCGCAUAUAAAGGUUUCCAUACAAUUUACUUUGGCCAACACAUCAACCUGUAAAGGCUUCAAAUGAUGGAUCAUACUCAGACUUCUAAUGUCUUAUUCCAGCUGUUUCCUUUCCAUUUCUUUUAUUCCAUUGUGGCCAAAAAACUGAUUGUCAUUUGUGACUCGGAUUUCUGUUCAAUUUCUUCUUCUUUUUUUUGAAGAGCGGGAGAAGCAGCUCGAGGUCGUCAUGUGUGCUUGCCGCUAGAGGUUAUUCUGGUCAUUUCAGGUUUAGUCUUUAAUUUCUCUUAGAACAGCUGCAGGCACCCUAACACUGACAGCAGCAAAGUAGCCGCCUAGAUUAUGAUCGGCGCUUGGUUUCUCUGUUGGUGGCUCAACGCGUGCACUUCCAUUUUUUAUAUCCGGAUUUGAUGUUAAAAUUUUAUAGAUUGCUUGAACUGCAAAUGUCGACUGUUGAAAAGCAUUUACCGUCAGCUUGUUCAGAAAAGGAAGCAACAGUACUCAACAGAAACCGUCUCUAAAAUUAACCGUAGGAGACGUGAUCUAUACAAGCAGUUAUCGGUUGAUAAAAAAGAAUUGCUUUUAACGCACUGCCGAUCAAAAAAACUUGAAUUAAAAAACGAUUCGACUGCGCUGCUUGAAUAUACGAAACAAGCUGCUGGGUUUGAGCUGCAUACAGAAAAACCUCUGACAAUAGUCGACGCACCAUGCGUUGCUGAGAAAGGUAUAUCUUCAGUUGUAGGGGCAGUAGUUGAUUGUCACAAGGGAAAAAAUAUUACUGAUCACUUCUCCGUUUUUGAACAUGUUCGACCUCUGGUGCACCUUGUGACCAACAUCAUAUAGAGACAUCUGCUGUCAUAAACAAAGGAAAAAGAUAAUGUUUUUACCUCCGCCUGUGUUCAAAUUAUAUUGUAACACAGGCGAUCCCAAGCCCGAACAAAGGAGGAGGGUCUAUUGUCUAUUGGUAUUUUAAAGAGAUCUUCUAAAGUAAAAUGUUUUCACAAGCUGGUACUAACAG